Molecule: messenger RNA, 3728 nt
Organism: Wasmannia auropunctata (little fire ant)
Lineage: Eukaryota; Metazoa; Arthropoda; Insecta; Hymenoptera; Formicidae
Gene: Cep97
Product: centrosomal protein of 97 kDa
Exons: 12
Coding region: 376-3108 (910 amino acids)
Biological process (GO): mRNA splicing, via spliceosome
Molecular function (GO): U2 snRNA binding; protein binding
Source: RefSeq, a predicted model, not a curated record
AAUAGCGCGAUGAACGGACGCGCCUGUCGCUUCCCACUUUUAAUUACAACCGCGAAGCUUUCCCCGCGACAAUUAUACGUUGACGCGUAACGAAAUAAAUACGUAGAUACGGUUGGCCAAUUUAAAUGUAUCCGCAGUUCGCGAGCAACAGCCAGACGUGACACGGCCAAGUUAAAAGCUCUCACGGUUUAAUAAAAUUGAGAAUAUAUUGCGCACAAACAACAUAUACGUAUACCUUUACCCUCUCUGCCUUUACUCUCUAUAUAUAUAAAGGCAUCUCGUUCCAAAAUCCAACUCACAUAUAUCGAUUCUCGUAUCGUGACCGCGACGACAUCUCGGCGUCCGCGCCGACUCCGCCAGUUUAUUGUGUUCAUCAUGGCUUCGACGGAAUCUCUGGUGUGCGACACGCUCGACCUGAGCGGCCAGGGCCUCAAGAAGCUCAGCCGGUGCCCCUCGGACGCUGAUAUUAGCACGUUGAUCAUAGACGACAAUGACUUGCAGCGGCUCGAUAAUCUGGAUUCUUACCACAGAAUUACGAAGCUUUCGAUAAUCAGAAAUCAAUUGCUACGGAUGUACGGCGUGUCAAAGUUACAUAAUCUUGUUACCCUCAAUUUGGCAAACAAUGGUAUACUGACGAUAGAAGGUAUCAAGGACAUGAUUAAUUUGCAGACUCUCUGUUUAGCGGGUAAUAAUAUCAAGUCUAUUGAACAUCUACACACGAAUACCAAAUUGGAGCAUUUGGACUUGUCUGAAAACAGCAUCAGCCAUAUCUCAGAUAUAUCUUAUCUGCGAAGUUUGAAGGAACUCUUUUUGCAUAACAAUCGCAUAAUAACGCUGCGCCAGUGCGAGCGCUACUUGCCCACAUCCCUGGAAACUUUCACAUUAGCGAAUAACAAUAUUACUGACUUGAAUGAGAUGUCGCAUCUGGCUAAUCUAAAAAAUCUGGUGAAUUUCUCGAUUGCUAACAAUCCGUGUGUCAGUAUAACAGGUAACAGUAUUGGCUUUGACUAUCGGCCUUUUGUUAUUAAUUGGUGUAUGAGCUUAAAGUCAAUCGACGGUUAUGCGGUCGAUCCUAUUGAAAGCUUGAAAGCGGAGUGGCUGUAUUCUCAGGGAAGAGGUAGACAAUUCCGCGUUGGUGAACACGCCUUACUUGCUCAAUACCUUGCGUCUGUCUGCCCGCUCUCGGGCGAGUCCUUAGAGAACGAGACGGACCGGAAACUUAGACUUAUACUGAGCAAAGCUCAACAUCACCAACAGCAGUUGAAUCAGCAGAGCGAUACCGGAAGCGUGCACAGCUUGAGUAGCGUGGCAAUGAGUCCCUCCCCAGCCGCUAGACGUAGACUUAGCAAUAACAGGACAAAUUCACCCAGACGACCUACUUCUUCGAGGAACGCCGUGAAAAUGAAAUCACCGGAUCGAAUGGUAUCCAGCUGUCAUACAGAUGCUAUGGUUUCUUCAUGUCAUGGUUUGUUAAGCGAACACGAGACUCUGAUGACCCAAAGCUUAGAUCCUAAUAUGCUCUCUGGUCUGAACAACAAAACGUCAAACAAUAGUUUACAGGACAUGGAAGAGACAUCGAGCCCUCUGCAAGCCGCUACGAAAUUAGUACCGGUACCGGAAUCCCUGAUGAGCCCAGACUUUCGUCCACCGUCUGGCCUUUCACGGAUUUUACCGAAGACUCCCACGUCAAGUAAAUUAAACUCCCCGUGUCAAAUCACCAUACCUAGUAAACCAUCCAUGGACGGCGACGGAAAGGCGAUUCCGAUCAUAAACACCGUAAAUCCAAUGGCAAAAACGAUUUUAAGCAGUAUAAAGGCGAACGCGCUCGUGAAAAGUAGUUCCGCUACAAAUUGCAGCGUCGCGAGGCCGAGUAUAGCGAAACCGGUGCUGCACGCUAACAGUAAGUGUCCACACAGCGUGAAGAUUAACAAUUACGUUCAGAGCAAGACCCUGCCCGCGAAGAGGAGCACGAAGAGUCCCAAUUUAGCUAGGAAUGUACAGCGACCGAAGAGCGCGAACGAGAGACUCAAGAGCAACUUAAACAAAGAUGAGAAGGACGGCGACACUGGAGUUCACAGCAGCGACGAGGAUAGCGAAGUGUGUCAAGCGAAACUGGAUAGCAUUCGGAAUAGGGCUAUUCAGAGAAGACAAGAGGAUAGUAACAAAGAUCAAGAUCAAACGGAGAAGGCCGCUAUCUGCAUUCAAAGAAUAUGGCGAGGCUUCCACACAAGAAACCUCAAUAGAAAAGCGACUAGUAUAUUAAAAACGAUCGACAUGAUGAGAACGAAUAAGUACAUCCAGAAACUGUCGACGGACAUGGAAGCCACGAGAACCGCUCUCGAGAGCGAGCACAAGUUACAAUUGUUGCAGAUGCAAGCGAUCAAUGCAUUGUGGAAGAAAGUAGUCAGUCUGCAGCCGGGCGGGAAUCGAGAAAACGCCUUCGGUGAUACGGACAAUACCCUGCAACCAAAUGCGGACGUAGUCAGUAAUCUCGCGCAAACGUGCAAUCUGCUUCAUACCCAGGUCCAACAGCUGCAAGACUCGAUGACCGAGAUAAAGCGUUGCAUGUCCAGCAUGAAUCCGAGGCCCGUCCUCGUCGAUCACGGCGUCGCCACCCAAACGGAGAUAUCCGCCGUGCAUACGCCGGCGGGCGAGGAAAACACGUUCCCCUACGGACGUCCCAAUAGACCGCAGACUCUGCCGAUACACCAAACGAUACACGAGGGCAUCGAGAACAAGAGCUUCGCGUCGAAUCUGGUGGACAGUGUGCUGAAGAAGGUGUCGCAGUCCACCGACACGACGGACGACGAGGUAAACACAGAUAUCUUGAAUUCAAACGAGAAUCCCGAGAUGCUGAACUCGAAUGAGAAUCCCGAGAUGUUCAAGAGUUGCGAGGAGAUGAUAGAAUCCGACCUCAAGCAAGCGGUUGCGAACGAGACGGCGGACGGCUACGAGAAUAUAAUUGAGAACGCGACGAUGGACGGUGAGGUGUGCGAGGAAACGCUGUGCAAGGAGCUGCACAAUUUGAUCGAGACGGAAAACGGAGCGGACGCUUACGGGAACUGCGCGGACAACGUGGUUAACGGAGACGAUAAGGAGAUCUGCUAGAUUUGACUUUGUCGCAUCGGAUUUCCGCACCAUAUGCCUUGUGAGUAAAGACGGUAUGUGCAAAGUGAAGUAAAGCGAAAAGAAAAUGCUCAUUGUAAAUAACAAAAAGUAAGUGAUUCUAUACUCGUAAAAAUAUUAUAAAAUGGGAUAUAAUUUUAAUCGUGGACUGUUUUACCACAAAAAAAAAGAGAUACUGCGAUCACGAACAACAGAGGCUGCCACAUUCUGACCGAAUAAAAGUAUUUAUGUAGCUUAAGUUAAAACAGAUUGAUAAAAGCAGUAUAAAUGAUAGCCGCGAAGUUAUGUCGAUGACUAUAAAACAUUUGUCAGCUUGUGCAACGUUUGCUUAGCUUAUGAAGUAUAUUCCGUGAAAAAACAUUCGCAUUUUACGUAUUUGUGCAUUGUCGUAAGGGAUUUCAGAAAUUUUCCGUCCGAUUAUUGACGGCAGUACGUAUAAUCACGUAAAACGUAUAGCAUAUAUUUUACCAAACUGGCCACUGAAAAACCAUUCCCGCAAAAACAUUCCACUUACGGCUCUCUUACUUUAAUAGAAUAAUUUUACAUUUUCUCAUGAAAUCGUAUUUCGUAUUUUGGAAAAAAUUAAUUUUUUUUUAAUUAAA